UUGAAACGCGUGGCUUCGCGUUCACCUCUAUUCUCAUCUAUCGCCUUCUCUCAUUUACUAUUUGCCGCCGAUAGAUCGCAAACGCGAUCCUCGUCUCGCGCCAAAAACCAGCAUCAUCGAAGCUUCCUAUUCUUUUCACCCCUUCGCGAAUCGUGCACCCCGUUUUUCACCACCGCGCCUCUUCCACUGGCCCUGCCUCGACGAAUGUUUCUUCCCGUUCGUGCUUGCAUCCGCAACGUUGGAUCCCUGUUUUUCCCACCGACACGAAUUCGUACGUACACGUACAACGUACCUGGACGCGUGAAUUUCGGUGACAUCGCGUCGGACCGUGGUUACAAACACCCCUCCUCUGUCGAAACCAUGUUCCGUGUCGCUAUAAUUUACCUGCUAUUCCCGCAGCAACGAGGACAAGCGUUUCUAUCAUCUUUUUCUUUCAUAGUUUUAGAGGGAAUUGCAAAUACGGGAUAACUAAUCCGUGGCUGAUAUCGGAUUUCAACUUUAUAGAUGGAUUUUACAUAUCUAUCCUUUCAACCUCGAUCGAGAACAAUGUCUGUGGGUCGGAAGAAUUUCAUUUCCCAUUGCAAUUCCAUUGCUUUCACGAUCCAUUUGCCGCUUCCGAUCCAUCGACCAGUCGUCGCGAUAGAAAAUGUAUGCACCAAAGUGCCGUGCGAAAUGGUAGCAUUUACAACGUUCGUAUUUCGCGCUUUCCUACCAAAUCGUGAUCCGAAUAAAAGCACGUAAUUGAACGAGUGAUUUCGCCCUUUCAAAUCACUGAUUACACGAAAAUACGUUUCCCUAUUGAUUAUGAAUGCCCCUCUUGCUAGCGUUUCUCAGUCUUAAUUAAAAAUUAAUUGUACCGCUUUGAGCUGAAAUUUACUCGACGAUAAUUAUCUUAAAAUUGCUUCUUCCUUUAUCCAGCGAGAAGAACGCUAUUCGUUCGAGGUGUAUAUUUAGAAAAUCAUCUUCCUUCCUCUUUAUCUUUCCUAUUUUCAUUUUUAGCAUCGCUAGUAUAAUCGCAUCAACGUUGAACUCCCGUUCCGAUACGUCGGUGAAUGGACCACGAAUGAGAAGAGAAUUUCGUUCCCAGUCGAAACGCUAACACGAUAAUGGAGCCGUGAAAAAAAGUUUCACGGAGUACUGUCUGUGCAACGCGCGAAACACGCAGAAUGGAGUAACGCGAGGAGAAAACGAUGCCCGUUCGAAGCAGAGCUCACGAUUUCGUCGAGCGAUAAGCGGCGAAUUCAUGGAUGAACGCACGAUGGAUACAUGAAUCGAAGCCAUCAUGAGCGCGCUUCGAUUGAUCCUCCUGUUGCUGGCAUCAUCGCGUUACCUCGUUCAUCCGACUGAUGCCGGGGUUCGCGACGAGAAGACGAGCAACGAGGGUGGCCGGAAUCAGAAUAAUGUCCUUCCUUCGGUAGCUGCAUCUGUCAAGGAUGUCCUGGCGCAGACUGGCGGUAACGCUAACCUACCCUGUAGAUUCACUGGUCCCGGAAUAGUAACUUGGAUCCGAAGAAAGGAUAGACAACUAUUGACGGUGGGCAGAAGGACCCACGCCGUCGAUCCGCGAUUCAUGGUCUCCAACAGUCCAGAUUGGAAUCUACUGAUAAAGAAUGUGAAACGCGACGAUGCUGGCCUCUACGAAUGUCAGAUUCAAACGGAACCGGUUCAGCAACGAUUCGUUCGGCUGAGCAUCACGGAAGCGUACUCGACGAUUCCUGGAGGACCGGAUCUUCACGUGAAACAAGGAUCCAGCCUUCGAUUAGAGUGCCAGCUAAUGGCGUCUACGGAAACCCCGAGCUUCAUCUUCUGGUACCGCGAGGGUAGGAUGAUCAACUACGACGACGAACCGGGGGUCAGGGUCGAGGCUACGAAAAAUGGUUCCAUAUUGGUGGUCGACAAGGUGAAACUCUCCCACGGUGCCAAUUACACUUGUUCGCCGAGCAACGCUCGAGCGGCGUACAUCAUGAUCCACGUGAUCGAAGAGGAGGAAAAACCAGCUGCCAUGCACGGCGGUGAUCGACGAAAUGGUACAUCGAGACCGACCAUCAACGUCGUGUUGAUUUUUCUGACUUUCCUCGGUGUACAGAACUUCAAUCGAGGCUGCGCCACGUGACCAGCCUACCCCGUCAAUUUCCUCGAAUUAUUAACAUUUUCCUCUAUUUUCUCGUGCCACCUUCGGAUACUCGUUCACAUUACCAGCCUACGUUUUUCUUCCCUGAAUCUCGUUCCUUUUUAAAAGUUAGUAUUGUAGACUGAAAUCUUGCUAGAUCGUAGAAAUCCGCGUAGAAGUUUUAGCCUUAGGAUGCGAGAGCGUUUUCGAACACAUCUGAUCGAAGAUACUUUCUUUCUUGUUUAUCAUCGAAACGCGAGAAGACUCGCCGGUUUAAUCCAGAAUUUAUCCUCGUUCGAAGAAAGAUAAAUUCGUUGUACAGUUUCGAAACGGUUUAGGAAUGCGUGCCGUAAAUUGAGAGGCUAUUUUCCGUUUCCUUCCUUCAAACAGUGUAUUGUGAAAUACAUGAAAGAAUAUGAAGCCGACUGGAACAUACAUUUCUUUCAAAUUGUACAAAAGCAUGUAUGCCUUUCGCAGACUCUUAUUGCGAUCCAAAUAUCAAGACACCUCUUAAUUUGUUCUCUUUUUUUAACCGAACAGAAGAAAGGCUUCGAGGAAGAUCUCUUAAGAAUUUCGUCGCCAUUUGCAUUUUAUGAAAAACUUUUAAUUAUAUACAUUUUUGUCCGUGCAUGCGUAGAAGAUGUACCAGCGGAAAUUUCUUGAUGGAGCGAAAGAAAAGCGGGUAUUCAACGUUCGCAUAAAGAGGAAUCAAAGUAAUGCCACGAGACGUCGGGUAAAAAGGUGCACAUUCGCGCGGUGAAAAACCGAUGCGACGCGGGGAGAAAGCAGCGGCGAAGAAUUGAAAGACAUUCGGAAAUUCAGGUGAAUAUAAUUCGUUAAAAGGAUCGCGACGCGUCGCUUUAAGCUCUUUGCCGUUUAACCGAAACCACAAACGAACUUAAAACCGCGGUGGCACACGUGCUUUCAUACCGCAGGCUGCCUUGCAAAUUAACGACAUUUUUAACGAAUGAAAAGUCGCGCAAGCAGCGAAUGUCGCGUUCACCCUUUCACGCGUCUUACAUGCCUCGAAUACCAGUUUCUGCUUCUUGAAAUUUCUUUCGGUACCGUUUCUCGUUGCCGCAAGCAACUGUAUCUACGUGUAAAAUCGUUACGAUCGUAGUUCCAAGUGUAACUUUCUCGUCAAGAAAAUAAUCAAACUGAAACGAAGGUGCGCUCGAUAAGAUUUUAAAAUACGAAUUAGCUCUUGUUAAGAGAAGAGCGUGUCUGUAAACAAUUACAAAGUACAAUCGCUGUUCUUCGUGUAUUCUGUAAAAUGAAGAGAAAACGAGACGGUUUAACCCUUUCGUUACGAACGAUGUAUUUCAAUUAUUCAUUGUAAAAAGUAGAUGUAUCUAUACGAGCUAAAUUUCACACAGUUUUAUCUCGAAAACAAUCAACCAUCGUUUAUCAAGUUUUGAAGAUAGCGAAAGGGUUAAUCGUGAAACAGACGAAUCAUCGUUUCCAAAUACAUAACACUAAAAUGCUCACUCGAUGUAUUAAUGUGAUCAAUGUACAUACGUGUAUGUUAAUUAUAAGUAUACGUAUAACAUUCUAACUUGUACACGUAAUUACAUGUAUCAAGAAUUUUACAAUAUCUUUUUACACUCGGCGAAAAAUUGCACAUCUUAUCGGUUUCUGUCUAGAUGGUUCACCAAUCAUUUCAUUCUCGUAGAUUACAAAACGAGGGUUUCGCUUAUAAAUUGAUGUGCUUCCUAUACGUAGCAUUCUACAUAGAAUCUAUUAGCUGCAAGGUUCAACGCUCAAAAUUGUACUAAUCAACGUUUCGUAGACUUCAUCGAUCUAGACGCGACGAGUAAUUUUAAUAUCGACGUUUCGAAUUCCUUUGUCAGGAUCGUUCAAAUUCUACGAGUACGCUCGCGAACAUAGAAGAAUAUUAGGUGAAGUUUUCACGGCUGCGACACUGUACGUAAUUAAAAUAAACUGAACAUUUUCAACCUCUCGA
Osmia lignaria (orchard mason bee) is the source of this 4073-nucleotide messenger RNA. RefSeq names its product limbic system-associated membrane protein. NCBI's taxonomy places the organism in Eukaryota, Metazoa, Arthropoda, Insecta, Hymenoptera, Megachilidae. The record is from RefSeq and is a predicted model, not a curated record. Gene Ontology annotation, cellular component: neuron projection membrane. Gene Ontology annotation, biological process: synapse organization.